This is a messenger RNA of Mustela erminea (ermine), 794 nucleotides long. RefSeq names its product family with sequence similarity 174 member C (gene FAM174C). The coding region runs from base 21 to 425 and encodes 134 amino acids. The record is from RefSeq and is a predicted model, not a curated record. The transcript is spliced from 3 exons. NCBI's taxonomy places the organism in Eukaryota, Metazoa, Chordata, Mammalia, Carnivora, Mustelidae. Gene Ontology annotation, cellular component: extracellular region.
GCCACCGCUUCCGCCGGGCCAUGGGGCCGCGCGUGCCGCUGCGGCCGCUGCUGCUGCUGGUGCUGCUGGUGCUGCCGCGGGCGCUGCUGUGCGGAGCCGAGGAGGCCGCGCCCCCGUCGCCGCGCCCCGCGCAGGCCACGCUGUCGCCAACGCCCGCCGUGACGAACGGGAGCCAGCCGGGCUCGCCGCACAACAGCACGUACUCGCGGCCGCCGGGCUCGCCGGGCUCGGCGCUGCUGCGUUCCUUCUACGUGCUCACGGGCCUCAGCGGCCUGGCCGCGCUCUACUUCCUCAUCCGGGCGUUCAGGUUGAAGAAGCCGCAGAGGCGGAGGUAUGGCCUGCUGGCCAGCAGCGACGACCCCGCGGAGACGGCAUCGCUGGACAGCGACGAGGAGGUCGUUUUCGAGACGCGGAAUCUGAGAUGACGCUCCGGUCAGGGAGGCGGCGUUUCCAGAAGCCCCGGGGAGAGGACCAGCGAUGGACCCUGCUCCCAGUGUCUGGUGCACCCCUCUGACCCUCCUGCCGGCUUUGACACGGACUCCGAGAGCCUGUCUCGCUGGCGCCUCAGCCCGAAGCCGCCUCAACCCUUCGCCCAGACAGGACUGUGUCGGACGCUGGGUGGAAAUCAGAGGCCCCGGAGAACGGCGGGACUGUGACUGGUGCUGCUCCCCCUGCUCCGUGGGGAUGGGGCAGCCCCAGCGAACACUGGGUGGGUGGGUGGGGCGGCAGGGGGGACCUGUCUGGGGGCGUCUUCCUGCGGGGCUGGGGACAAUAAAGGCCGCUGUGGAUGUGUA